AUGUUUUCGUUUAGUGAUCCGGAUGACCGACUUUUGAGAAGAUACGGUGAGGUUCGAGGCACGACUUUUGCAUGGCGUGUUCAGCUUGCAGGUACUAUAGAAACGGAUUCAUUAGAGGUCUGUUCGGAAGGACGAGAGUUUGUAAUGCGUAAGCAGGAAGGUGGUCAAUGGGGCCGUUUAAGCAGCUCAACAACGUCGAUAAGAUCUGGUAAUUACACCACGCCACGUAACUAUGGCUCGAGUCUGAGUUCCUAUCGAUAUUCGGCCUCUUCAUAUACACCGUCGUCGCGUCCUCCUCCGGCGCCAUCUACGACUGCUUCAGAUGCUACUAGAGGUGAGUCCAUUCUUCGUCGGAUAUUACAAUAG
This is a messenger RNA of Cooperia oncophora, 366 nucleotides long. The record is from the annotation of a GenBank genome assembly. Lineage: Eukaryota; Metazoa; Nematoda; Chromadorea; Rhabditida; Trichostrongylidae.